AUGACCACCAAUAAGGAGAGAUGUCACUUCCAGGUGGGUGACUUCGUGGACAGUUAUGGUGGACAGCCGAACUUCAGGACUCCCAACAUACCCAAGAAGAUCCACCAGUGCCCUGUAUGCCCGUACACCACACCCAAUCGCUCCCACUGGAUUGUUCACUGCCGAACACACACUGGUGAAAAGCCAUAUUCAUGCUCAUACUGUCCAUAUGAGGCAGUUGCCAAGAGUGACUUGAAGAGACAUAUUAGAAUUCACACAGGAGAGAAACCUUUCUCUUGUCCUCACUGCCCAUAUCAGACUGCUGUCAGUGCAAGCCUCAAGAGACACAUUCUUACCCACACAAGACUUUGUACAUUUAACUUCAAGAAACUUAUAAAAACUUGGAAUCGUGACAAAGCUAUAAGGUAUCUUGAAGAUAUCAGAUUGAUAUGUUAA
Penaeus chinensis is the source of this 435-nucleotide messenger RNA. Its product is annotated as zinc finger protein 513-like. Gene Ontology annotation, biological process: regulation of transcription by RNA polymerase II. Bases 1 to 435 code for a protein of 144 amino acids. Gene Ontology annotation, molecular function: RNA polymerase II transcription regulatory region sequence-specific DNA binding; DNA-binding transcription factor activity, RNA polymerase II-specific. NCBI's taxonomy places the organism in Eukaryota, Metazoa, Arthropoda, Malacostraca, Decapoda, Penaeidae. Gene Ontology annotation, cellular component: nucleus. The record is from RefSeq and is a predicted model, not a curated record. The transcript has 2 exons.